This is a messenger RNA of Guillardia theta CCMP2712, 1803 nucleotides long. RefSeq lists its product as hypothetical. The record is from RefSeq and is a predicted model, not a curated record. Gene Ontology annotation, molecular function: protein binding. The coding region runs from base 1 to 1803 and encodes 600 amino acids. The transcript is spliced from 2 exons. NCBI's taxonomy places the organism in Eukaryota, Cryptophyceae, Pyrenomonadales, Geminigeraceae.
AUGGACGAGGCGAAGAGCAAAGAAGCAGACGUGAAGGGAGAAGGAGGGGAGGUGAGAGAGGGAUCAGGGCAAGAAAGCGAGGACGAGGACGAGGACGAGGACGAGGAUGAGGACGAGACAGAUCGUAGAGAAGAACCAAAGAAGACCGCUUCCCAUGUCACCAUCGCACCUGGUACCGAGUUUGCUACCCGGCAGGGCUCCAGCAAGAGCGAUCAUACUGCUCUGAGGCCUCUCACCAGCCAGACGUCCACCAGUGCGGCCUCCAUGUUCAGCCUACCCGAGGAGGAGGAAUGGAAGCCUGGCUCUGAACCCCUCAAGUGGACAGACCCCAACUACAAGGCCACCAAGUACGCCAUGGCAGGGAUACACCACAACAACAACAAGGAUUUCAUCAAGCCUGAGGGCUGGUGGUGGAGCGCCGAGGAAGCGAUGAAAGUGCUGCAGGCGGAAAGGAAGGGGCUGAAAGGAAUGGGAGGGCAACAGAGCAGAGUUGUCAAGGGGCUGCUUGAAGCAAACAGGUUCCUCUCCAGAAGUUUCGUCAGUAUCUCCGAGAGGUUUGCGGAUAAGAAAGAUCAGGAGGAGCUGCAGCCCAUCUCUCACGUCUUGCCGCCAGACGUGCAGCGACAGCUGCAUGCCAAGACCUGCCAGGCAGCGAAGAAGGGAGACAUCGAGAUCAUGAGCUCCCUCCUCCGGUUCGAGGUUGACGUGGACUUGUCUGAUAGUUUCGGGACUCCGUUGCAUUACGCUGCUGCCUUCGGUCAAGUAGAAAUAACCAACAUGCUCUUGACUCCUCUCCACCUUGCUGUUGGCAACAAUCACAGAUUCGUCGCGGACCUGCUCAUCAGGUAUGGUGCUCCCUUGAACGCGCGAGACGUUGGUGGAACGUCACCCAUCCAUGUCGCGUCCUCUCGGGGAUACGCAGAAGCUGUGGACGCACUAAUAGCAGGAGGAGCAGAUUGCAACAGGACCAACAUGAUCGGCUGGACUCCUUUGCACAUGGCGGCGAUGGGAGGUCACCACGAGGUUUUAGAGAAGAUGUGCGUGUCUGCGCUUGCAAACCCCAACAUCGGUUGCACUGCAAACGCGGAGAGCGAGCUGGAGGGUCAGCAGAGGCUGGAGACGCGGAAAGGAGACACGCCGUUGCAUCUUGCCGGGCGACUGUCAUGCGCCGAAUGUGCGAGGAUCCUGUUGAGAAACGGAGCUGACGCCUACGCUGCUAACGACGACGGGGACACGGCACUGCACGUGUGCGUGAGAGCGAAGAGCGUGAAACUAACAGAAAUCCUGGUGGAAGAGGACUGCCAUGUUGUGAACGAGAAGAACCAAGCGAGAGAGACUCCCCUGGACGUCUGCGAUCAGAUUCUUUUCAUGAGCAGUGGAAACUCUGAGUCAGAUGUCGAAAUCCGGCAACUCAUGUCAGAUAUCAAGCUUGUCCUCCGAUCAGCCGCUCUCAAGGCCAAGACUGUCAGUCGCAAAGAGUGGAAAGAGGAGGAAGAGAGCGAGGAUGAUUCUUCUGACGAUGACGAAGUGAUCAAGAUAGAGGAUCAAACAACUCUGGCAGAUGAAGCGAAUGCCCGGGAGCAGCUUGUCUCGAUGCAGAAGGAGCUGGAAGCCGCAAGGGCUGAGGUCAAAGCGACGCAGGAGCAGAGCAAGACGAAGACCUACACGUUGAACGAGACUGUGAUCGACCUCAAACGCCGCUUGGCCGAAACUGAAUUCAUUCUAGAGAGAGAGAGGGAGACCCGAAAGGAACUAGAAAAGGAGAUUGCUGACCUUUUGGAUCUGAGAGAAGAUGAGCGGUAG